UUCAUUUUCAGUAUUGUUGAUGUCUGAACCUAUCUCUGAUAGUAUCGGAGCUAGCAGGCUGAUGCCGAAUAAUUAAUUAUAGUAAUUGAGACCAAUGUCGAUUAUUUAAUCGUGUGAUUAAUAUCUAUGAAGGUAGCAUCUAUUCAAGAAUAGUUUGAAUUGAGAGGAACUUAUAUAUACUAACAGUUACAAUGUGAGUGAACUGCUACUGGCAAAAUGUUUUCAAGAAUAUUUUCAUGUUAUCCAAAACUAAACUAUAGCAACUGGAAAGAACUCAAAAGAAAUGUAUAUCAACAUUAUUCAACAAAUCGUUUAACAGUCAAGUUUUUUGGAAACCAGAAUGAAAGUACCUCACAACUGCCAAAAACAAAACAGCUUGUAGACAGUUCAAAAUUUAAUAUUGAAAAGUUGUUGGGGGACAUUGAUAAGCAACAAGACAUUGAAAAGCUUUACCAAGGACUUAUAUCUAAGGAACGGGCUAGUCUUGCAAAAGCCAUUACCUUAGUGGAAUCCACCAAUCCAGCCAAACAAAAGCAAGCACAGUUUCUGUUGACCAAAGUACUAAGACACAUCAAAGAGUUAAGCCAACAUUCACUUUUAGGACCAGGCUCAUUUAGGAUAGGCUUGUCUGGGCCACCUGGAGCUGGUAAAAGUACGUUUAUAGAAGUGUUUGGGAAAUUCCUCACAAGUUUAGGCCACAAAGUAGCUGUUUUAGCUGUUGAUCCAUCAUCCUCUACAUCAGGAGGUUCAUUACUGGGAGACAAAACAAGAAUGCCAGAGCUCUCACGCGACAUGUCAGCUUAUAUUCGACCUUCACCUUCAAGUGGCACACUUGGCGGGGUUACCAGAACAACCAAUGAAGCAAUAGUUCUAUGUGAGGGUGGUGGCUAUGAUAUUAUUCUUGUGGAGACUGUUGGAGUGGGUCAGUCAGAAUUUGCAGUAGCUGAUAUGGUAGAUCUAUUUUGUCUGCUCAUUCCACCAGCUGGUGGAGAUGAAUUACAAGGUAUCAAAAAAGGCAUUGUAGAAGUGGCAGAUAUUGUCAUUGUUAACAAAAGUGAUGGUGACUUGUUGCCUGCAGCUCGGAGAAUUCAGUCUGAAUACAGUAGUGCUCUUAGGUUCAUGAGGCCUCGUUCAAAAGUUUGGAGGCCAAAGGUGACCAAAGUUUCUUCUCUUGAGAAAACUGGAAUCUCUGAACUGUGGGAGAUGCAGCAAGAUUUUAAGCAGGCCACUUUUUCUGCAGGGGAGCUCACACGGCGCAGGGAGAAACAGCUUAAAUUAUGGCUAUGGAAUCAUAUAAAAGAUCAUAUAAUGGGAAAAUUUGAGAAUCAUUCUAGUGUAAAACAUUUACUACCACAAAUGGAGGAUUUAGUUAUUAAUGGCCAUGUUACACCAGGUUUAGCUGCAGAUUAUAUGAUGAAACAGUUUAUAAUGCAAGAUGGUUUAGAAAACAAUUCCUAGCAAGUUCAUUUAUUAUAAUUAUGUAAACAGAAUUAUAAUUAUGCAUUGAUUCCAAAUAUUCUAAAAAUUAAAUCCAAGAUACUUUACACUGUUAUAAAUAUAUUGUAAGUGAUUUUAAAAAACUCUGAGUGAUUUUAUGAAUACUCACUAUUUUGUUCGUAAUUACAUUUAAAUUUAAAUUGAAAAACCAUAACUAUACAUUAUCACCUCACCUCAGAACACACAAUG
Physella acuta is the source of this 1686-nucleotide messenger RNA. RefSeq names its product methylmalonic aciduria type A protein, mitochondrial-like. Gene Ontology annotation, cellular component: cytoplasm. Gene Ontology annotation, molecular function: GTP binding; GTPase activity. The record is from RefSeq and is a predicted model, not a curated record. Lineage: Eukaryota; Metazoa; Mollusca; Gastropoda; Physidae.